AUGGAAAUUUUUAGGAAAAACUUCAGAACACGGAGAAUUCAGCUCGGCUUCAGUCAAACCGAUGUCUCUGAAGCGUUACCAGCAAAUCUGAGAUACUCGCAGACAACUAUAUCCCGGUUUGAAAAUGGUUUAUUGUGCUUGAAGAAAAUGUGUGAGCUAAGAUACGCUCUUGAAUCAUGGCUGAAAAAAGUUGAUAGCUCAUACGUGAGCUCUUCAAAUAGCAACGAACCGAGCUCCAACAAGAAGAAAAUGAGAAAGCGAAGGACGUUCUUCGAGGAUGCAGUGAAAACUUACCUGGAAGGUCAUUUUGCUGCGAAUCCCUUACCCGAUCAAGAAAUACUGAUGAAGCUUGCGCAUGAGUUGAAUCUCAGUUAUCAGGUAGUCCGUAUUUGGUUCUGCAACAGGCGACAAAAGAAAAGAAGGGAAGAUGCUGAGGCGAAAGUUCCUUUGCCGGAAGCCAUCAUUCUCGACAGAAAUUCAUGUCAAUUGACUGUGAGAAACGCAAGCAAUUCUGUUGAAACUGUAGCUUCCUCACAUGACCCUUAUCCAUUGGAAGAGCUCUCAGAAAUUUCUGACAUUUAUCCUUUCCAGUAA
This is a messenger RNA of Cylicocyclus nassatus, 594 nucleotides long. The record is from the annotation of a GenBank genome assembly. NCBI's taxonomy places the organism in Eukaryota, Metazoa, Nematoda, Chromadorea, Rhabditida, Strongylidae.